AUGGCACCUCGUGUGGCCGCCGGUGGCUCGCCGUGUGCGUGGCGGCGGGGGCGCCCCCUGGCCGCCGCCCUGCUCCUGGCCGCGCUCCCCGGCAGGCUCACCCGGGCAGAGCAGGUGGCGGUGGAGGUCGAGCCGACGGGGCGAUCCCGCCCACGCCACAGGCGCCACGAGCGCCGCGCUGGGCCGCUGGCGGAGCCGCUGGCCGCCGCCGAGCAGCGCGGGUCUCCGCUGCUGCGCUCCGAGUCCCCGGCCGGCGGCUCGCCGCGGCCCAGCGGUGCGGUCCUAACGCAGACGGAGGUCCAAGGUCGUGCAGGAGUUCGCCAGCGGCGCCACAGUGACGUGUCGCGAGAUGAUCCAGCGGAGGAGCCGAAAGCCGAGGAAGGAGCCGAAGGAGGAGCCGAGGAAGGAGCCGAAGAGGGCGGAGGCAAAAACAAGAUGGUCCUGGCGUCGGCAGGCGGUGGAGUCCUCCUCCUCAUCGUUGGCAGCGCCGUCGGGUAUUACUACACGCAAAAGUCCAGCAAGAAUAGCAAGGGCAAAGGCAAGGGCAAGGGAGUGUCUGCCGCGGGGAAAGAAGCGGCUGCCGCGGCGAGUCAGGCAGCGCAGGCCAUGACUUCCAAGUCGGCAAAAGAUGCCAUGAAGACCGCGGGCAGCAAGGCGGCGGCAGCUGGUGCAGGCGCUGCGGCUGCCGCGACCAAAGCGGUUGGCACCGCCGCCAAGAGCAAGGCCAAAGCCAGGGCCAAGGGCAAGCAUGAGACCAAGGCAGAGCCGAAGGAGACGCCCGGACAGGAUCUCAAGGAGACUAUGGCAGAGCCGAAGGAGACUUCCAAGCCAGAUAGCAAGAAGGAGACUUCCAAGCCAGAUAGCAAGAAGGAGAAGACGGCGCUUCCUGCGGUUGAAAAAACAGCAGAGGAGGAGAACCUCGUGGUGGACCCAGUUGUCUUGAAGGCCGCUCUCAGGAUCCAGGCUUAUUUCAGGGGUUGGAAGGCCCGCAAGCUUGUCGCGGGAGUCCGGACAUGGAAGCCAAACCAGAAGGUGUGCUUGUUCAUCGAGUGCAUCAAUGGCAAGGACAUGCCCAGCGUGAACACAUUUGGCGGAUGCGAUCCAUACGUAGAGUUCCGGCUUGUCCAGGGCCAGGACCCUCUUUUGCACAAGGGCGGAUGCGUGACCACCCAGGCGCCGAAUGGGAUGUCCGUCAAGACAGAGGCAGACGACGGAAAUUCAGAACCCACCUGGAACGCGAAGUUUGAGUUGAAAGAGGUACCUCUGCGCAAGGACCAGUUCUUACAGGUCAUCCUGUGGGACAAGAACACAUUCACAGACACCCCAAUUGGCCACCAGACGUUCAUGGUCGAGAAGCUCUUGGAGGGCCUGACCUUCGUCGCGGGCACUGAGCAGCCCAAGCGAAACUCGCGGAAGGUCAGCUUCAAGAGUCUCUUGGAGGAAGGGGUCAAGCUGACUGCGACCGUACAGACCAAGUUUUCCUAUGUGGACAUGGUGAACUUCAAUUUCCGUGUAGCCAAGGGCUCUCGAUUGCCGAACGUCAAGCUGUUAGGCGCCGGGAUCAAUAGCUUUGUCGAGCUCCGGAUGGUGACUGAGGACCCCAAGAAAAUCGAUUUCGAGUAUUCGCCGCCAAGCACUUGCUUGUGGAGCAGCAAGACCCGCAUUGUGCAGGGCAAUACAGAUCCGAAGUUCGACCAGAAUUUCGAAGUCGUUGUCCCAGCUAUCGCUGCCUUGAAAUUGCAGGCUAUAAUCUGGGACAGCAAUUCGCCCCUGCCUGACUCUCCCAUCUGUCACAGCGUAAUGGACCUUAGUGGGGUGGUCGCCGAAAUGGCCCAGGUGCCCAAGGAGAACAAGCUCAAGUUUACGCACUUGCCUGCAGUCUCCCCGGCUGGCGAUGUCCGCAAGACCACAUUGACGGUGGCGAUCGGCGUCUCGCAGAUCUUCGACCAGGGUAAGGACGAGGACUGA
Messenger RNA from Prorocentrum cordatum, 1968 nucleotides. The record is from the annotation of a GenBank genome assembly. Lineage: Eukaryota; Dinophyceae; Prorocentrales; Prorocentraceae.